UUCAGAUCUCCAGACUCAAAUAAUGAUGGGAAAUAUGACAAGAACUUGAAUUGUGUUUGGACUAUCUCAGCUCCUGUAAACAAACAGGUAAAGCUGAUGUUUACUGGUUUUAUACUGGAAGCAAAGUUCUCGAGAGGAUGCGUCUAUGACUUUCUCAAGAUUUUUGAUGGUGGCAGCACAAACAGCACCCUACAAGGUACAUUCUGUGGCAGUAACAUGCCUGCAAAUUUCAUUUCUACCAGCAACUUCCUGACGGUCUGGUUUUUCAGUGAUUCAACAGUGGAAUGGGCAGGAUUCAGUGCCACAUAUGAGUUUACUGAUUUAUUAUGUGGAGGCAUCUAUAAUGCAACAUCUUCUGAAACAACGAUGACAUCCCCAGAGUCC
Molecule: messenger RNA, 384 nt
Organism: Staurois parvus
Lineage: Eukaryota; Metazoa; Chordata; Amphibia; Anura; Ranidae
Source: the annotation of a GenBank genome assembly